AUGUCUUAUGUUUCGAAGAAUCUCCAUAUUCAGUUUGGAUAUGCGAAGAACUGGGAAGUUGCGACUAUAAUCUGUUCCGUUCCGAUCUGCCGUCCGUCUCUUAAUACACAGGCUGAAUGGUACGGCAACUCUCUCCGAACUGCUUCUCAAAAGGCCACGACGAAAUUGCAACUGCUUCUCGACAAAGGUGCCGAUGUCAAUGCUUGGGACGACAAUUAUGAUCAUACUUCCCAGCCUCAUUUCAAAGACGGCGACGAGAAGACCAUGCAUUUCCUUCUUGGUAAAGGUGCUAAUCUCAAGAUCCAGACUGGCUAUUAUGGCAAUGUUCUUCCUGCCACCUCUCAAAACUGUCACGAAGAAGUCGUACAGCUGCUGCUCAGCAAAGAUGCUAAUAUCAACACACACAGCAGGGAUUUUUAUAGCAAGAAUCUGAUGGCUGCCAAGGCGGCCUAA
Aspergillus campestris IBT 28561 is the source of this 453-nucleotide messenger RNA. RefSeq names its product ankyrin repeat domain-containing protein. The record is from RefSeq and is a predicted model, not a curated record. Bases 1 to 453 code for a protein of 150 amino acids. NCBI's taxonomy places the organism in Eukaryota, Fungi, Ascomycota, Eurotiomycetes, Eurotiales, Aspergillaceae. The transcript has a single exon.